AUGGGGAUUCUAUUUAUCGCUGUAGGAUUCCUAUUCAAGAUCACUGCAGUUCUUUUUCGGGCGGCUGUAGGACGGACAACCGCCUAUAGGUGGUACGAUAGGGUGGGUGGUACCGCUCACAUUGUGGCUGCAUGCAAAGUAGCAUUUUGCAUAACAUAG
This is a messenger RNA of Linum tenue, 159 nucleotides long. Lineage: Eukaryota; Viridiplantae; Streptophyta; Magnoliopsida; Malpighiales; Linaceae. The record is from the annotation of a GenBank genome assembly.